Dioscorea cayenensis subsp. rotundata (Guinea yam) is the source of this 983-nucleotide messenger RNA. RefSeq names its product ankyrin repeat and SAM domain-containing protein 4B-like. The transcript is spliced from 6 exons. The record is from RefSeq and is a predicted model, not a curated record. Gene Ontology annotation, molecular function: protein binding. Lineage: Eukaryota; Viridiplantae; Streptophyta; Magnoliopsida; Dioscoreales; Dioscoreaceae. The coding region runs from base 131 to 760 and encodes 209 amino acids.
AAAAAAUAGCGGGUGUUACGAGUCCAGCCUCUCCCAAUCCCCAGAAUACGGCCUAAAACUUUGCCGGUUAGCUCUCGGACCUCUGUGUCUAGGGUUUUCUCUCUGCUUUUCACGGGGGAGUGAGGACGAUAUGUACUCGGAUCGCGUCACCGCUGGAGCCAAGAGAUCCAUUAGGGACCGCCUCAAUGGCGCUACCGGCGACGAUCUCGGCCUGAUCCGUUCGACCAACGGCAAAAGGCAACGCCAAAGUGAAGACAAAUGGAAGCAUGACCUUUAUGAAGAUGAUGAAGAAGUUCAAUAUUCAAAAUCCAAAGUUGGUCCCAAAGAUCUACGUUUGAAGCUUCAGAAGAAGGAUUCACAGCAAAUUUAUCAGGGUGGGAAAGCCUCUGGUGUACGGGAUCUUCGUGAAAAGCUAUCCGGCGUAGUACCAGCACAACAAAUUUCUGAACCAAAAGCUAAACCAGUACCAGAGAGCAAUAAGUCUGCCAAUAAAAAUGUCACUUCAGUUGAGAAACCUGGGUCAGAAACCAAAGUAGUGUCAAACCCAAAUUCCUCAAGAAGAAAAUCUCAGCAAAAGUCAAAUUUAUCUGUGGAUGGUUUGCUACAGUCUCUGAGUUUGGAGAAGUAUUCAAUAAUAUUCCAGGCUGAGGAGAUUGAUAUGACAGCACUCGUUCAUAUGAAUGAUGAUGAUCUCAAAGCUUUAGGAAUACCUAUGGGUCCAAGGAAAAAGAUACUCUUGGCAUUGGAUUCCAAAGCUUAGACUGAUGCUUUGAAAAAAAGGGGUCUUUUUGCUGUUCUCGUCCCACAAUGCAGAUCCUAUCACAUGCUGCUGGGGAUUUGUGUGUCCUAACUUCCAUGUAUUAUGCUCCUUUUUCCCUGUUGUGUGAUCAAGCUACUUACUGUGUUGUCUAUGAGGGAAUGGAGUUGACAGAGAUGGGAAUUUUAUUUAUAGAUUGAAUCAAAUCUCAUUUUGUUUGCUCAAA